AUGAUUCAAGUCAUGCAUAAACAAACAAAAAUUGGUUGUGAUAUGUUUGUUCAAAAAGCAAUUAAUGAAUGUACCCUUUCUCUUGUCAAAAAAUACAUCUCAAGAUAUUAUUCAGAAAAUACUCACCAGUGGGCCCUAUGGGCCUGCCAGCACUUUCCAAUACUUUUACAAAUAACAUUGACAAAUGCUCUGGAGUCAUAUCAUAGCGAGUUAAAAAGAACAACCUCACCUCAAUAUGGUCUGAUCAGUGCAUGCAAUAAGAUUGUUGCACUUGAUCUAAAAAAACAAUCAGAUUCUGAUUAUGUUACGUUCGAAUUUCGUGUUAAAAAAAUUUCUGCUGUCAGUGUUGAAGAUGAUGUUCUUAAAGAAAUUCAUAAGUUUCCUUUUCCUAUUCAGAAAUUAAUAAUCAACGAAGUUCUUGCUUUUAACGAUAGGAUAGAGAAAGGUAAAGGAUUGCCUGGCUUGUUGUCACUUGAAUGUCAUUGUCUUUUUUUUCGCAAAUACAUGCUUCCUUGCAAGCAUAUUCUCCACAAGCAAAUGUAUAGUCUCAGGAAAUUGCUAAUAGCUAAAGCUUGGAAACAAUUUCAACAAAUGUUUGACGAAGGUGGAUUCGAAAUUUAUGAACAUCGUGAGUUAGUAAGGAUAGAAUUUCCUGAAAAAAAUGAAAUCGACAAAGCAGCAGAAAAUAGAAGACUUAUGGUAAAUGAGUUAAUGGAGAGAACACGCAAUGAGUAUUGGAGCAUCGAAGAAAGUGGCGGUGAAAAGGAAAAAGCUGAAUUUAUUCAAAAGUUAAAGUUUUGUUUAGAUUCAGUCUUAAAAAAAUAA
Molecule: messenger RNA, 825 nt
Organism: Cetraspora pellucida
Lineage: Eukaryota; Fungi; Glomeromycota; Glomeromycetes; Diversisporales; Gigasporaceae
Source: the annotation of a GenBank genome assembly